AUGUCCUACUUUCAACACUCUGUCGAGUUCCUCGGAGUAAUGAAACAGCGCUCCCCAUUCAUCGGGCGCGAUGUCAACGCCUUGAGAAAGGAGCUUGAAGGAGGAAUGUCAAGGGAUAGGAGAGAGCAGAUGCGGUUGUUUGUGGCGGACUUGAAGGAUAAGAGGCAGAGGCUUGCGGCGGAAGUGUAUUGGGCAAGAUAUCCUGAAUUUGUGCUUGAGGGUGAGGGGAAGCUGGAUUAUGGAAUUGGCGAUCGGUUUAUUGCUGCAGAUAAUACCGCAAAAUUUGGGAGAGGGAGGUGUUUGCUGAUGUAG
Messenger RNA from Hyaloscypha bicolor E, 312 nucleotides. RefSeq lists its product as uncharacterized. The transcript has a single exon. The coding region runs from base 1 to 312 and encodes 103 amino acids. Lineage: Eukaryota; Fungi; Ascomycota; Leotiomycetes; Helotiales; Hyaloscyphaceae. The record is from RefSeq and is a predicted model, not a curated record.